Molecule: messenger RNA, 318 nt
Organism: Yamadazyma jaroonii
Lineage: Eukaryota; Fungi; Ascomycota; Pichiomycetes; Serinales; Debaryomycetaceae
Source: the annotation of a GenBank genome assembly
AUGGGUAGAACACCUUCGGCAACUCCAGCUCCACGGGAUAAAUCCACUUGGAUCAACGAUUAUUUUAAACCGGGUCUUGAUGAUUCCCCAAUUCCUGACACUAUCAAAUUGAAAGGUUGGUUCAAAUCUGAUCUUGGUAAUAAGAAGCAGUUUGUUAUAAACGAUAAGGAUGUUUUGGACUUAUCCAAAAUGAAAUAUUAUGAAGAAGUUCCAAUAGUUAACCAUUCAGAAGAUAAAGAAGAGAAGGAAGAAUUAAAUAAGGGGUUAACUACAAAAAGUGAAGACGAUCAGAUCAGUUCAUUAUCAGGUAUAGCAUAA